This is a messenger RNA of Fragaria vesca subsp. vesca, 1162 nucleotides long. Its product is annotated as protein kinase APK1B, chloroplastic-like. Gene Ontology annotation, molecular function: ATP binding; protein kinase activity. Gene Ontology annotation, biological process: protein phosphorylation. The coding region runs from base 152 to 1162 and encodes 336 amino acids. NCBI's taxonomy places the organism in Eukaryota, Viridiplantae, Streptophyta, Magnoliopsida, Rosales, Rosaceae. The record is from RefSeq and is a predicted model, not a curated record. The transcript is spliced from 5 exons.
AACUGCAGAUUUAGACUUGGCUCUGGAUCCUGAAGUUGACUAGAGGGAACAGAAGAAACAAGACUCCAUUGCAUUCCUUGUUAUAGUGAUUUUACUUGGCUUUUCUUGUUAUCUUUGGUGUUUGAAUAUCAGUUCUGAUGUCUGAGCUGAGAUGAGUUGUGAAGCAAAUCUAGUAGUGUUUACAUCUGAGGACUUGAAACUUUGCACCAACAAUUUUCACAAGAACAAUCUUAUUGGAUUGACCCAGUUUGGCAAAUUAUACAGAGGUCAGAUUAAGCAACAAGGGUUUAGCAUUGGAUCACAAGCUGGAGAUGUUACUGUGAAAGUAUGGGAUGAAAGAUCAAGCUGCAUAACAUUCACAAAUGAUGAGUUUCUCAUGGUCAAGGAAGAAAUUCAAUUCUUAACACAUCCAAGUAUAAAGGGUCAUCCAAACUUGGUGAAUUUGAUUGGAUAUUGCUGUGAGAAGGAAGUGAAGGGUGUUAUCUAUGACCUUAGUCCAUGGGACACCCUUCACAAUUUGAUCCCAAAAGAUAACAUCAACUGGGUUCAAAGGGUGAAUGUGCUUCUACAAUUUGCACAACUACUUGAAUUUCUACACAACAAGGAAAAGCCAUAUCUGGUGUUGAAUACUAAUGCGUCUCAUAUAAUGCUGGAUUGGGAGGGCAAGCCAACACUAGUUGAUUAUGGAUUAAUUAGUGGAGGAAUCAUUGGUGAAAUGACACCACUAAAAAAGAAGAUGCCUAUGCACACCAUUGGCUUUGUUGAUCCAUUUUUUGCUGCAAAAGGUGGUAGUUACUGGGAUACCAGCUGUGAUGUGUUUUCAUUUGGUGUGAUUCUGCUGGGACUAAUAGCCAAGAGAAAUUCUGAGCUAGAAAAUGUAGGGAAGCCUCAGUUGGGCCUGGACAGUCUGGUGCACAACUGGGCCAAGAAUGUAUACAGGCCCAAUUUUUCACUUGUACACAGAAGCUUGCAGGAAGAUUGGGGUUAUUUUACUGAAGAUGGUACUGCAAUUACAGAACUGGGAAUGAGAUGUGUUGAAUUCUUUCCGGUAAAUCGUCCGACAAUGAAGAAGGUUGUAGAGUGUCUUCAAGGUUUGCUGGGUUUUCGACGCCUUGAAGAUGCUAGACCUAACAAAAGGGAGAAGACAUUUCAUGGAAACUAA